UGACAAUCAAUCAAGCCCAUACAUGAUUUAUUGUAGUCCCACAUUUAAAAGGACUUUGGGACUGAAAAUUUGUGCAGUUAGUGAUUUUAACUGAAAAGUAGCUAAAGAUGUACCGUCUUCUAGCCGUCGCGAUUUUGGCAACCUUACCGCUAUCGGAGCAAGUUGCCAGGUUUGAUAAUUAUAAAGUGUACAGAAUUAUUCCUGAUAAUGAACAGCAAACCGAAAUUCUUGCUCAGUUGGGGUCAUCAGACGCAUAUUCUAUUUGGAGUUUUGGACGCGAUGGAAGACCUAUCGACAUAAUGGUACCGCCACAUAUGAACGGCGAAUUCACAGAACUAAUCGAGUCUCAGGGUAUGAAAGCUUCUGUUUUUAUUGAAAACGUCCAAGAGAGAAUUGACACGGAAAAUCCCCUAACCGCUGAUAGAGCAAACAGUAGACUUGGAUGGACUUCAUAUCAUCGUCUGAAUGUGAUUUAUGAUUGGUUAAGAUCCUUGGAAUCUGAAUAUCCCGAAUACGUUCAAGUGGUGAAAGGAGGUGAAACUUACUUGGGGCGCGACAUUCUGGGUGUUCAUGUUUCAUUUUCUCCCAGCAAUAGAAAUAGGGCAGUAUUUCUAGAAGGCGGUAUGCACGCACGCGAAUGGAUUUCUCCUGCGACGGUCACUUACAUCCUCAACGAACUUUUAACUAGUACCGAUCCUGAGGUACGCGCGAUUGCCGAUAGUCACGACUGGUACGUUUUCCCAAAUUCGAAUCCAGAUGGUUAUGAAUACACACACACCAAUAACAGGCUAUGGAGGAAAACCCGUACACGAUACACUGCUAUGUGCUACGGUGCUGACCCCAACCGUAAUUGGGCUUUCGAAUGGGGCAAUGGAGGCGUUAGUUUUUCGCCAUGUUCAGAGACAUACGCUGGCGCAGGUGCCUUUUCCGAAAUUGAAACACAAACAUUUUCCACAUACAUCAGCUCUAUCGUUUCCCAUCUAAGAGCUUACAUUAGCAUCCAUUCCUAUUCUCAACUUUUACUGCUUCCUUACGGAGUCACAGGAAUCGGAAAACCGAGCAAUUAUAAUCAAUUGCUUACCAUCGGCCGAAGAGCUGCAACAGCUUUAAAGAGAAGAUAUGGCACGGAAUAUACUGUUGGUAAUCUAGCUGAGGUUUUGUACGUUGCAAGCGGAAGCAGUUUCGAUUGGGUGAAAGGUACCCACAAUGUGAAUUUGACUUUCGCAUUUGAACUUAGAGAUACAGGACGUUACGGAUUCGUUUUACCAGCUAGUCAAAUUAUUCCUACUGCUGAAGAAACGUUGGACGCCGUUCUUGAAAUUCUCAAAGAUUGAAUGCAAUAACAGAAAUAAUUAUUGAUAUUUGUAGCUAUUGUUGCAAAACCAAAAUAAAAUAAUGCAAAUUAAUACAA
Molecule: messenger RNA, 1411 nt
Organism: Agrilus planipennis (emerald ash borer)
Lineage: Eukaryota; Metazoa; Arthropoda; Insecta; Coleoptera; Buprestidae
Product: zinc carboxypeptidase-like
Exons: 7
Coding region: 108-1334 (408 amino acids)
Biological process (GO): proteolysis
Molecular function (GO): metallocarboxypeptidase activity; zinc ion binding
Source: RefSeq, a predicted model, not a curated record